AUGUCCACCAACCCGCAAGCGAGCGGACUACCUGGCGUUAACAUGGCGACAGCGGCAUUUGGCAAAGCAACCCUCCCCACCCUUGGCAGCCGCGUCGACCUUGCCCAUCAUAUCCACAUCGUCGACAACUGUUUGCUAGAGUGUGGUCUGGCAACGUUGGAUACUGAGGGUAAAGUGUGCAUCAAGCCCCAGAGCAAGUACGUAGCAAUGUCACGCAUACUAACCAGUCUGUCAACGGUUAAGGAAGUUGCGGCGUCUGCUCAACGUGCGGCUACUCGGUUCGAUUACGACUGGGUUUCGGUGAAACGGCUCCUUACUCGCCAGUAUUGUAAAAAGGAGACUCUCAAGGCCGAGUACUCUUCCCAGUUAACGAAGCUAAGGCUUAUUUCCGAGUCCGAUGACCCCGAGCCAUUCAUUGAAAAAGCUACUGAGUGCUUCGCCCUGUGCCAGCGUGCGUUCGACGACGAUAGGAGUGAACGGCGAGCCUUCAUUCGCGCACUCUGCAAUCGACUUCCUCACGACUGUGUCCUCUCAAUUCUGAGGUCGGUCCAGAGCGCCCUCCUUGCGAAGGGGCUCAGCGAUGGAGACACGGAAUGGGAGACAUCGAUCGCUUUCGAUGAUUUCGACCUAGCUGCUCGCGAAGAGGCCGACGCGCCACCGGUUACAGCCAUAACCUUUUGUUCAGCGCUGAGGAGCUCAUGUGGUCUCGCUCGUGAAGCAAGGUUACUGACGAGUUCACCCCAGGUAAAAACAGACGCUAUUAAAGCAAUUCGUGAAGCAGGAGACCACCCCCAGCGACGCCCGAAGUUCUCUGAGAAGUUCCCUUUCGUGGUCUAUGUCAGUGGAUCCCUUGUAGACGAUCGGGAUAAGUUCCCUAAGUACAUCGCUACGGUCAAGCCUACUGACUCCUUGCGCACGAAAAACAAGAGGGGGAAGCCAUAUGCUCUUCUGGGAUUCGCUACGGAGGAAGCAGGGUCGUCGGCGCUGGCAGACCUUCAAGCUGAUCGUGGGUCAGGCCUCGUGGUUCGUCAAUUCCAGACCGAUCCGCCAAAAAACGGACCGGGGCCCCGUCAUUACUUGAUCGCCAGGGAUCCAGGCUCACUGGCAGGUCUCGAGGGUCAUGCUUCCCCGCGACCUGUUCUGCAAUCUGUCCGCUUAGCAGAUGGCUCUCUGUAUCAUGUGAAUACCAUAUAUGAUGUAUCUCUACGAGUCUAUGACGUUAAUGCUCACCCGGUCAUAGACACGGUGGUGCCUCUACGUCUUCUCGUGGCUCCGGCCGCGCGCCCGCAGAUUCUCAUAGGUCGUGAUCUCAUUGAGCGAUGGGGUUUAUGCAUUAAAGGAGCCACUCAAAUCGUGAGCAGGUGCGGUGAAGUCCUUUAUCAACGACCUUGCGACGAGAAGCAAUUUGCUACCCUAAGCCACGCCCCAGUGUUAGCUAAUGUAUCUGAGGAUGAUCGGCAAGAUCCCUCUGCACCUCAGACACUCGCAGGGUACCAACCCGACCCUAAUGGCCAGGAGUUUAUUCCUGUCAUCGAGGACGAGCUCCGUGAUGACCUAGAUGCAUGGCUGCUGGAUCUUGUUGAGGUCGGUGUGCGACAGUUCGGCCCGGGAGUAGAGGGUCCGUAUCGCAUGCAACUGCUCCCCAUGGCAGCGGGAGACACUCGCGAUACACCCUUACAGAAAUUCUACUUCCGCUUCUCCCUUCCUCCACCAAGCUCAGCUUCUCCAGCACGGCGAAUAUACGCUCGUCAGUUAUACGACAAAUUGUCCGAGGAGGCCAAAGUGAAAUAUCGCCAACUCAUAGACGAUUAUGUUCAACGCCACUGGUGGCAUCCUAUAGACAAGUCCGGCCCUUUACCUAGCGAUCUAGCUCCAGCUGAGAUAUUCCUACUCGGUGGUCGGUCAGAAGACAAACGGAAGCCGCGCCUUGUGGCUGACUUCCAGCCAUGCAAUCUACAACUACCGCCGAGUAGCACAUCUGGCAUUGCCAUAGAUGACGUCCUGCUAGUCAUCCGUGCUCUGAGUCCUGCGUCUCUCUUCAGCUUCGACGCGGCCUCAGCAUUCUAUAGAGUGCGACUCAAUACUAAUCGUCCCGUUCUGCUGCAUACGGGUCUAGCGGAGGGAUCCCAACCCGAUUACUACAGCGAUAGAGCUGCGUUUGGAAUAUCAUCUGGUCCCCAGGCAAUGGAGGCGAGCCUGGGAUGGUUGAUACACAAGUUUGGGAGCUCUCCUUUCGCGGCGUUGCUGAUACUUCUCGCCAUAUUUGUCGAUGAUGGCAUUGCGGGAAGUUCCGAUCGGAAGAUAGUACGAGUUGCAUUGUCGCUUUUGUACGCCCUAUCGGUAUGUGGAUUUGGAUGCUCCUUGCUCAAGAUGCAGUUUAUAACUGCCUAUGCCGACCUGGUCCAGAACGGUUUCAUCGAGCCUUCCGCUGUUCUACUGCAUCUUGGCUGCUCCUUAUCAUAUAUUGGUCACUCGCUACGAGCCUGUUGUCAAAAUGAAGCACGUUUGGCCGAUGUGCUCUCUCUCUGUAAGGCCUGGCAGGCAGCUGGCAAAAGAGCUCGCCUCGACAAAAGAGCGGUAUUCAAACUAGGGGGGCAGAUUUCUGUCGACCCUCUACAUCUGCACGGGACAUGUCGUUUGAUAGGUGACUGCUUUCGAAGACUCAUUGGUAGGGCAUGCUCGUCGAUAGGAUGGAACGAGCCCAUAGACUUCGAGGCGUUCACUGAGCCCUUAUAUGCCGCAUGGAGUGAGCUGCUGCAAUGGUGUCAGGACGAAUGUGAAUUAGAAAAGCAACGCUGCGUCCACGAUAUCCCCUACGAACUCGGAGCUGUCGAGAGCAUCAAUCUUUCGGUCUUUACGGAUGCCAGUCAAAGCGGCGGUGGUUAUGUGAUCUUCAAAAAAGGUACCGACGGUGACCUCUAUGCGAUUGCGAACGCCGCCUUCGGAUGGCGCCAGCACCAAACCGUUUGGCACUCUAAUAGGCGAGAGCUCUGCGUCCUCUUGCGAGCUCUCAGGGCACUAGUAGAGUUGUGUUCUAAUAUCAAAGCCAUGUGUCCCAACCCAACUCUGAAAAUCAGCGUCGAUAUCGGCUGUGAUAACAAAGCAUCAGUUGCGUGGGUUAACGACACAGAUUUUUCCUUGCGGGAACAUCGCUCGAAGAGCUCCAUCGCUGUGGAGAAGAGGGUUAUCCAGAGGCUUGUGUUAGCCGUAGCCGAAGAAUUUCGUGCUCUGCGUAAGUUGCAGCCCUCGGUUACCUAUAAGGUCUAUCACUGUCCAGGGGUCAUGAAUGAGAUUGCAGACUCCUUAAGUCGUGCUCUUGAUCGGCCAUGCGGUGGUUCUGGUCCCUUGCUUUCCACAAUUCUAGCGUCGGUUCCGGGUAUUGAUUUUUCGGGCCCACAAUUAAUUGACCACGCCGUAGCUCAAGCCGAGAGACCGUCCUCAGAUGAUGUCUUCGUAAUACACUCGAUAGAGGAGGAAGUACAAGAUUCGUUAUUCCUCCCGUGUCCGUCAUUAGAUUUUACUACCAUUAACGAUUCUUGUGAUCAUUUGCUGCGGAUUUCUCUUUAUCAUCCCAUCAUGGCAGAGGCAGAUACUACUACUGCAGCCUUGGAUGCGUUGCGCGUGUUCGACGAAUUAGAAGAGGCAGGCAGUGAUUCCGUCGACACCGUUACUUUGGUGAAAGAAGAUGCCGAUGAAGGAUUCCUACUCGACCGCCUAUUGGAGUUCAAUAGCGUCAAGGCUAUCUACAGGAUGGUCGCCGUGCUACGUGGUAUCUUAGUCUUCUGGAAUACAUAUUGCGCAUCCAAAAAGCGCUAUCCUCUGCGCCAAACUGCACAAAGGCUUGCCCGGAAUGGCAGUCGAGCUCCUCCCCAACUCCUAGUACCGGCGUGUUUACCAGUUGGACUGCAGAGCUCUGGCUACGAUGUCACAGACGUGCUGACAGUUAUCAGGUUGUCCCAACAGUUGGAUGACUUUACGAAGAAAGGCCGCGCUUUCGUUUACGACGAGCCGACCGGCCUAUGGUACUUUCGGUCAGGUACUAUCACCGGUAGUACCCUCCGUCGCCCUUCUGUUCCCAGAACUGCCAAAAGAUUCAGAUUCCUCUUGGCCUUGGAUGCUCAUGCCCGAGCCGGUCAUGGGGGUGCUACACCAACAGCUACAUUCAUGCAAGAGGAUGUUCAUGUCAUUGGUGCUACUACAGCCGCUAAGGACGUCUGUCGACGUUGUCUUCCUUGCGCUAAACUCCGGUUACGUAUGACUGCGCUUAGGUGGAACGCGCCUUUAGCUGGCAGCCACUGGGACAUUGAUGAGCUGCUGAGGAAUGGCAAUCCUUACUCAGUAGUUUGCAUCGACUUUUUACACCUGUUCCCUGGCGAGCUGGUGUUUGCUACGAGGUGCAUUACCACUUCUCAUGUAUCAUGGUUUCGCUCUUCAUACUCCGAAGAGUGUGCUGCUGCUGCAGUGGAAGGCGUUAAAGAUCUAAUGUCCCGCUGGGGAAAGAUUCGGGUUGCUUACCUGGAUCGUGGAUCAGCAUUCACGUCUUCCGAAUUUGCUGACACUCUCCGAGAGGAGGGCAUUGAGCUGAGGUACCACGCCGCCAGAGCGCCGUGGGAAACCCCAGUCGAGCGAUCUCAUGCAGUUGGUCUGCGGAUGCUAAGGCUCAAUUAUACCCCCCAACAGUUGGCGAGGUCAUCCGAUCAGGACAUGAAUCGAAUUUAUGAUCAUGUAUCCCUUCUGAUGAAUAGUAUUCCCAUAUGCGUCCACUCAGCAGGUCCGGAUGAUCAGGAUGUGAUAACUGCAGAUCGGCUAGCCCUCGGAUAUACCCGCUCUACCGGAAUCUUACUGCCUAUGAUUGAGUCCGAAUCUGUAGCAAAUGUCCAUAUCGACCGCCCUCGUGCGGUGGAUAGCAUUCGCCGCACUUUUCUUCAACAUCAUUGGCAAUUGUUACGUGAUCGAUGUGCUAAAGCCAUGGGCAAGAAGCGAGGUGUUGAUACCCCUCCUCUUGCUCCAGAUACUACUGUCCUAGUCCGUGUAGCCCAGCGUAAUAAGCUGGACGUUGGCGUUCGUAUCGGUCACAUUGUUGAUGUUAUUAACCCUUCUCGUGAUGGAUAUGUUAGGCGUUACAAGAUCGCCCAAGUAUCUAUCGUACCGAACGCCCAUGAUAAUAAUGAAACUGCUAAUGAUGAAAUCAGUCAUCACUAA
This is a messenger RNA of Perkinsus marinus ATCC 50983, 5202 nucleotides long. RefSeq lists its product as hypothetical. Lineage: Eukaryota; Perkinsozoa; Perkinsida; Perkinsidae. Gene Ontology annotation, biological process: DNA integration. The coding region runs from base 1 to 5202 and encodes 1733 amino acids. Gene Ontology annotation, molecular function: nucleic acid binding. The transcript is spliced from 3 exons. The record is from RefSeq and is a predicted model, not a curated record.